Messenger RNA from Siniperca chuatsi (mandarin fish), 6437 nucleotides. RefSeq lists its product as uncharacterized. The transcript has 15 exons. The record is from RefSeq and is a predicted model, not a curated record. Bases 154 to 2874 code for a protein of 906 amino acids. NCBI's taxonomy places the organism in Eukaryota, Metazoa, Chordata, Actinopteri, Centrarchiformes, Sinipercidae. Gene Ontology annotation, molecular function: calcium ion binding.
UCUUCUACCCUUAAAUCACUCAACCACAAAGCGUGAAGGUAUAUUAUUGAACUUUUUUGUGUGAAAUGGCAGUGUUUUCUUGUUACUUCGGGACAGUGGUGAAAAGUUCACACUAAGAAGAUGAGUAAACUAAAGGACUAGAGCUCAUUGGAUAUGUCUGCUGUCGAGAGAAGAGGAGCAGCUCCAGAGCCCCACUGGGAAAACAGAUCUUCCAGAAAUCAGGAUUUGAAGCGUCAUCGGAAGCUUCUGGCUCGGCCCAGGCAUCCCAUCAGCACGAGCACCUGGCUGCCUGACGGCUCCCACGCUGCACACCACGCACACAGGAGACCUAUUUAUGUGUCUUUUGUCAGCAAGGCCAUCUUGUGGGAUAGAGGACUCUGCCACUACACUGCCCAUGAUCGUCCAAAUCAUCGUCCCUUAUUGUGUCCACGGUUCUUGUCUCACAUGAAAGCUCGUCCUGAGGACCUCAGACCUCCUUGUUUCCUGAGCUCCAAGUCCAGGCCGCAGCCUCCAUCUCAGGGGAAGACGCCAAAUACACACACUCUCACUGCCCCAAAGACACAAAUGCUGGAGGGUUACUUCCAUCUCAAUCCAGACAGAAGAAGAAACGGUGUGCAGAAUGAGGGCUUGAUCACAGGAAGGCGCUCUGCCAUUGUUGUUCCCUGUCUUCCACUCCCUGCUACUCCACCAUCAUCCACCAUUAAUCCAACACCUCCCAACCAAAAUGCCCUUCAGCCCGACUCUGGAGGACAACAAAGCAAGCCGAACACUGUGCCGGCAUCUCCCUCCGACCCUCAUCCUGCUCCAGAGGAAAAAGAUGAAGUUCAGGAGAGGGAGCCACAACCUGCUGUGGUGUCCAUCACAGAGUCAGACUGGAAGCUGCAUCUCGGGCCUGCUGAACCAGAGCACUCACCGUCGCCGGCCUCCAACGUCUCACACGCGUCUCUGUCAGAUUUAAGUCGUCCACCUUCCAGCCUGUUCAGCCGCAGCACUGACCUCGCCAGUGGCAGGAGCAGUGUCCUGUCUGGUAAACCCUCUGCAGAUAUCAGGGACUCAGACCCAGAAGGCAGCGUUUCUUUCUCACCACUCCAGCCUUGUCCAGCGAUGCAGUCAACUUUGGCUUCUUACCCUCCAGCAGGAUCCAACCCUCGCCAAUCAUCCAUGAAUACUACAACCACCCCUCCGCUCUACGAACUACUGUUUAGCCAAACCAAACCCCUCCCACCUCGCCCAAUGUCAGGUGUCCUUCCUCAGUCAGAUAAACCUCUGAGCAGGCGUGAAAGCGCAAAAACAACAGAGAACCUCCACAAAGAUGCAUGUGUAGAUCCUGGUCUGAACCCAUCCUUGGACUCUGAUCAUGGCCUCAUUACCCUGGCUUUCCCCUCUGCUACUUGGUCUUCCUGCCCAAGUCCACAAAGGACCACUCCCCGCUCUGGGUCAGGACCAAAGCUGACCCCUUCUUCAUCAGUGACUCAGCUGGAGUCUCAUCGCUGGCCUGUCCUGCCUCCUAUCUCCCCUGUCAGAGGACGCUGUGGCACAGCAGCAUCACACUACUCCGAGCUCAGCUGCAGUCAGUCUCAUGCGUUUGAUGAACUGGAGGCCAUCGCCCCUCGGUCAGCUUCCUGUUCGUCUCUGGGCCAGCCAUCAGACUCAUCAGGUUGCCCUUCGCCCGAUAGAGAGCUGUCUCCCGGCCUGGCAGCGCUGACAGUGGGCUGUGACUCAGGGAAUCUGGGCUCCCUGUCCCGGGUUCAGCUGCUCCUCCUUGACAGACUGGAGCCCGAGACCCUGCCGAGUCCCUUCAGUCAGGAAGAGGAGCUCGACUGGUCCGAUCUGAGGAUGCAGUAUGAUCCAGGAUUGACUCCACCAGGUGUUUUGAGGCCCCUCACAGCUGGCAGCAUCUCUGAAAGGUGUGACUCUGCAGGGAAAGUCCAGGAAAACAAAUCGGAUCACUCUGAAGGAGGUUCUGGGUCACCGUCUUCAUGGAUCAUAGACCUGAGUCCAUCAUACGACAUGUUCAGAUCCGCCAAUUCUCCCUGCAGGUCCAAUCACGGUUCCAGCACACAUGAAGGGGAGUCCAAUUAUCCAGAAUGGAGAGAACAAGUCGAGUCCUCAGCUGGAGGAAGGAGGCCCGGGAGUCUUGAUCACAGAACUGAAGAGAAGGACAGAAGGAUGGAGGAGAGGAAAACAAAGGUGCUGAACAUGCUUUCCAAACUGCAGGACGACAUGCCUCGUCAGCCAAAUAGCAACAAAGAUCGCUCCAACUUUAAGGAAUUCGACUUUUUGGCAAAGUAUUGCAUUUUCAGUCAGGAGAAGCUGGCUGAGUACAAAAGAGCUUUUGAAGCAGAGGACAGUGAUAGUGAUGGCUACAUCUCCUGCCUUCAGGUUCUACUUGCUCUUAAAAACAUCAUCCCUCCAGAGCUGCUGUCUGACGAAGAAGAGAUCUACAUCUACAGGAUCCUGGAGAUGGUGGACUUCAGAGUGACAGAUGGGCUCGUAGACCUGAGGCUCUUUGCUGUGAUUGCUAGCCUGGCACAGAAAAUAGCCACCAUGGACGAGUUUAUGCGAUCACUAAUCAGCGAUAUGGACUUCCGCUCAUUAGAAGUGAGGCUCUUCAAAGCGAAGCAACUGUUCCUGUUCCUCCUGGAGGAGCAGCGAGGAGACACUGGAGCUCAGCAGGGCUUCAUCAGCGCAGAGCAGCUGCUUCUGGAGCUGAAGGCUGGGGGAAUCCAUCUGGAGCAGGAGGCAGCCAUCAGACUGGAGCUGCAGCACAUUCCCCCCCUGGACCUGCUGGACUUCCUGGCCUACCUGCCGCUCUUCAUGCUCAUUCACAAGUCGGUCAUCUCCAACCCUCUUGAUGACUCCAACAAUCUCUGACCUCUGUCACUGCACUGUCUGCCCCGUGUGGCUCAGGUAUCAGCAUUACUGCCACUACAAUUAUCAGUCCUGUAGUCUUGUGUGAAAAGGUGAUACACAAGAAACAGAAAAGCUUAGAUUAAAGGGAGUGAAUUAGGUACUGUAAUCAUUUUUUACCCUUGGGGAAAGUUAUUAAUCAUGAUCUAUAAGGCCUGAUCACACCAGCAUUUAAAAUGGCAAAACUUUUGCGGCAAUUUCAACUCAUUCCAAUGGGGUCGCCACGAUCAGCAGAUUACACUUGCAGGGGCGAAGUAAUGCCGCGUUCACGUCAUAUUAUUUCAACCGCAAUUACGAGCAGUAGAGUGGGGAAAAACCGCUUGUGUCAGCCUCCAACAUGUAAUUUGAAGUCGGAGAUACUGGGAAUUUCUGACACCGACGAUAUCUCCCACUUGUGAUGAAAAGCACUAAUAUUAACACUAAUACAAUCGAUUCAGCUAAUAUAAAAGGAGCUAUACACUGUUUUUAUCUGGCUUCACUUGGUAACGAACUGCUACAAAUACAUGUCAAAAGAAGCUCAUUUAGGCUGUUUAUCUGGUGCGACUACAAGGUUAGAAAUGGGGCUAACCACCUUGGAAAGAUACGUUAAUACUCCCGAGCUGGAAUAAAAAGGUGUUCUUCCUGUUCUUCUGCCGAUGUUGCAUGACUGCAGUAUAAAUCUGCGUGACCCGCCAGUCUGCGCCAUUGCCAUUUUGGCUCUCACAGGGUGGAUGUUUCAGGUAACAUAACCUAUACAAAAUUAUAUAGUCAUCUUGUGACGUAUAGCGUUGCCUUUGGAAAUAUUGCUACGUUAUUACUGUAGGUAGUUAGCCGGGCAUGCUAAUGUUAGCAGUAUACCUUAGAACAGACAAAAACACAGUUUAAUCCUUUACUCACACUUUUGCUCUUGUGUUAAGCCUGGUGUGUCUAGUAACCGUUGCCAAGCUAUGAUUGGACAAUCGUUGGGUUUUUUUUUGCAGGGUUUAGCGAGCACUCAGUUGACUUUCUUUCUACGAGAUUUGCAUUUUGAUACACCACCAAUUAUCGAUUGUAUUAAACAAAAUUGGUCUUAACAAAGAAUAAUUUCAUGUACAAAGAUGACUUAUACAUCCAGAUAAAAGAGACAGCCAUGGGCAGCACUGUGGCCCCAAAUUAUGCCUCUGUGUCAUCUCUAUGGUUUCUGUUGAUAUUUCGUAGAUCUGUAAAGUGCUGUCUAUGGUCCUGAAAUGUUCUGCAGCAGUGGAUGGUGAUAAUUGUUUCCACUGUAAAAACUCUUGCUCCCACACAACUAUUAUAUUGGUUGCAUUGGAUAAAAACUCUCAAACGCCUUCUACAAACUUUCCCCGACACGCUGCUUCGGGGGCAGGGUUCGUGUACUUUUUCUGAUGCAACAACUGCUUAUUGUUCUGGAAUAAAAAACAAUAUUUAAGCAAAGGUAGCCGCUCAGACUGUUGUCCUCUUCUAUCCAACUUAAUCAACACUGAUGAAUGAUAUUCAAUAAGAUAUUCAACUAAUAUAGUUUGAGCCAUUGUUUUGGCUCAGCUUUGCCAAUUAGAUAUGGCCACACUCUCCUGCGGUUCAUACACGCUUGACAGACCGCCACAGAGGAAAACGUAAUGAGCUCUGACAAGCAGCAAACCAGGAUUGUUAGAUCGGGGACGUCCUGUAAGCAGCAUGUGUCAUCAAGUAAAACCCCCAAAAAAAGACAAGAGAAAACUGUCAUUCUACAACCUAAUGUUUAACCUGCUUUUAAAAAUACUUCAUACUAAAUAUAGAUGUAUUUAAUUUUGCCGUAAAAAACACUUUGAAUUUACUUUGAUGUCAAAUAAAUAUUAUUAUCGGUGUUUGUCUUCAGUAUCCUCCUCUACCUUUGCCUUUUCUUCCCUCAGCUACAGUGUGUUCCUUAUUUUACUGUGACAUUUUAGGAACCUUAACAGGCUAUUUGUGUGUAUUACAAUCUGGCGCUAAAAGGAUAAUUAAUUCCUUUAGGAUGACUUGCCUUUGUCCAAAGUCUUCAAAAAACAUUAUCCAAAUAGUUUUGUUUGGGGUUAAGAACCAACUUUGUAUUUAUUUGAACAAUUUCUUCACAGCUACAAACUGUUAAAUUGUAUUGCUAAAUUGCUUAAGGGGGUUUCUACAGUGUUGCGAGUCCGUGGGAAGCAGAGAUCACAGUUACAGUUUUAUACUCAGCACCUGGACAAGAAAGAUGUGCAGGUGUUUGAACACUGUUUGGGAGGAAGAAACCCCCAAUAAAAUCUCUCCCAGGUUGCCCCAAAACCAGCAGCCUCAGUUUAGACAAUACUUUCGGCUACAUCAGAAUCUCCUACACAGCUGGAGUAAAAAUGUUUCUAUAUGUUGCUGUAUAGGCAUAUGGAUGCAAACAAAAAUGUACCUUGUAAUAUUUUUAGCCACACAACAGAGGAAUACUGAUUUGACAAAAUAGAAAUUAUGAUUUGAUAAUAUAUAUCCACAUAUUUGUGUUUAGGAGAAAAAUCAACACACAAGUAAGAUUAUAAAGAUGCUGAUCUUUAUAGUUAUUGUCACAAUAACUUAACAACUAUGGUAGUCUGCACAAGACAUGUUGGAGUCACUCCAAACGGCAGUGGUUCAAAUGCAAACUUGGCCAAAACUACUAAGAACAUACCAUUGAACAAUAACAUAAAGCCAUCCCAUCUAUCAAAGGGGUAUGGUAAAGGAGUACUUAGGCCCAUCUGAUAGGGCUGUGGGGGUACGUUGGACAGAACCACUGGGAACCACUGCUCUAAGGGAUUUGUCCAGUGUGUAUUCAGUAAGCAUGUCAACGACGUAGGAAGGAGCUAAGCCAUUCAUAGAUUUAAAAACAAUAAGAAGUAAGAAGAGGCCCAAUUUACUGCUGUUUUUACACAUAUUCCUGAUGAAUUCCUGGAAAAAUAAGAUUUAGCUGUUGUCUAGUAGUUUAUGAAUGAAAAGGCCUGUCAAUCAUUUUGGGAAUGAUAGCAGGUUACAAUCCUGUGUUUGUUUGGAGGUGGGGUCGACCCUUUAAUAAAUGGGUUGACUUUUUUUACUUUCACUCCCAAAGAUUUUGAGAACAGUUUGAACAAUAGCAGACUUUUAUUAAUAAGGCUUUUGGAAAUCAUCUAGCGGUGAAAUUGCAGUUUGCAACCAUUUGAAUAGCGCUUAUCUCACCCUCCACUUCCAAGCAAGUAGGAGAAAUGCGGAAGGCCCUAUCUAGAGCCAGUGUUUGGUUUCUCAAACAAUGGCGGUGCAACAUGGUGACCUCCAUGGAAGGGGACCCACUCCCCCUGUAGAUAAGAUUUUCAGGCGAUUAUACACUAAUGAAAACACACUUGUGAAUAUUAUGUUCCAUUUCUGCCAAUAGAUCCUCCUGAACAUUACACACUGGUCCUUUAAUACAUGAUAAUAAACUGCUGUCAAAUCAGGCUAAACUUCUGUGAACACUUCAUGACUCAGACUCAAACAUUUUAUCCCUGUAAUGAUGUCUGUUGCUGUAUUAUUAUAUGACUGAGGAGACAAUAAUAAUGAAAAUAAAAACCUAAAUUAAAUAGUAA